Molecule: messenger RNA, 1290 nt
Organism: Pieris rapae (cabbage white)
Lineage: Eukaryota; Metazoa; Arthropoda; Insecta; Lepidoptera; Pieridae
Exons: 3
Coding region: 140-790 (216 amino acids)
Source: RefSeq, a predicted model, not a curated record
AAUUAUUAAUAAUGACCAUGUGACUUUGAGAUAAUUUUAAACUUGGCAGAGAUCCAUUGACAUCAGUUAGAUGUUUGCACAAAUUUUGGUUGUUUGUGGUGAUAUAACUAUACCAAAUAAGUGAUUUAAUUUGGAUUAAAUGCCAUCUAUCAUGAGUAAUCUACCUCAUGUGAAGUCGAGUAUGAUUACAGAAGUACCUCUCGGAAGUACUGCGGUUUUGAACUGCAAUAGCAAUGACUAUGAACAUAAUUUUAUGUUCUGGCUGUUUGACAAAAAUACAGUAAUUGGUCCAGGGAAUAAUCAUGAUGAGAAGAAGUUCAAAUAUGAAGUUUUAUCAGGACGGCUUCACAUUGAUAAGGUAUCACCAGCUGAGUCCGGUUAUUACAAAUGCGUUUCCAAGACCCUUGAUGGAUCUGGAAUAUCUGUUGGUGAAGUUGAAAUGAUAGUCAAAGGAUCAACAUUCUCAUCCAUGGAUGCUGUGAAAUUGGUUGCCAUUAUUAUAUCAAUCCUUGUGAUUAUAGCCUGUGCUGUAAUUUAUUAUAGGUUGAAGAAACAGUGGAAGCAGUAUGAUGGUAGAAAAGUUGUACCAGUGGAUGAUGAUGAAGAUGAAGACGGCGAUGAAAUUUACAAUCGUACAACCACAACAAUGCCUGAACCUGUUGCCGGUCCCAGUAGGAAUCCAUCAUCAGAACAACUUUUGUAUGGUAUAGAUAAUCAAGGUUUGGAUACUGAUUUUAAUUCAGUGUUUGAAAAUAUCCAGAUAAAAUCACCACAAGCCAGCCUAAUAUAGUUUUAUGAAUUAUUUCUCUCAUAUAGUCUAAAUUAGGGAUGCAUCAAUUCGCCUUUUUGCCGAUAUGUACUUAUAUAGACGAUACCGAUACCAUCGCUUAUUGAAUUAAAAUUAAAUUAGUUAAAAUAUAUAAAGUUUGGUUUAAAGUUUUUGAUUAUUACUAAAAAUAUAAACACAAUGCAUUAGACCAAACAAGAUGCGCGUUUGCAUUAAUUUUUAAAGCGCGAAAUUUGAAAAGGAUAUUUGUAUCGGCAAUUAAAAUAUUUCCGGUAUUGGAUGCAUCCCUAGUCUUUGCAUUAUCUUUGCAACAUUGCCUGUUUAACUGAUCAUGACAUAUAACAUAGAAUUAUAUUAGCAUAAUAUUGUUCUCUCAGAAGUAUAGUCUUUAAAAUUGUAAUUACUUAAUUUUAUUAGCAGUAAGAAAUAGAUGUGAUAUAUUUUAUUUAAUUUUGUAUUGUAAUAAUUGAAAUUAUAAAUAAAAACAUUUAUGUAUUACUCUA